AGUACCGAGUGUUUUGCAUUCUCUCUCUCUCUCUAACUUCUAGUAUGCAAAAAGCGUUUCGGGUGAGAAUUUGGUUUUAGGGUUUGUGGUGCAGGAAAAGAGAGAGCUGCUUCUCUGUUGGAUCCGCUGAAUUUUGGGGGAUUUGACUCGAAUUCGAGUUGGUCUGCUUCGAAUUUUGUUGGGUUUUGUGUCUAAUCUGAAAUGGAGAGAGACUUCAUGGGUUUGAAUUCAAAGGAUUCAGUAGUUGUUGUCAAGGAAGAGACUGAUGAAGGAUGUAAAGACUCAGCAUUUUCAAAAGGUUCAGGAGUUCAGUGGUCAUUGUCAAACAAGGUUUCUGCCCUUCCUCAUUUCUUGUCCUUCAAUGUUGGUCAAGAGGAAAAGACCACAAAGCCCGUGUCUAAUCCCUUUGCUUCUUCUGGAUUCAAGGCUAUAUCAACUGCAGAUGCAUUUGACACCACUCACAAACGCCCCUCGGGAGAAAUGCAGAAAUUUCAUAAUGGACAAGGUGGCACUCAUUUUUCAAUGACGACUUAUCCUGUGCAACAAAAUCCUCUUUCGAUGCAUCUUUCUCACAAUGUUAAGAUGGUUCAAGCUGCAAACCAACCAAUUUCAGUUUCCAUGAGCAACCCUUUCUUCAAAACCCAUUUUUCUUCUGCUGGUCAGAACUGUGCAGGUGCUGCCAUGAAUCAACAAUUACUUGGAGGGACCCCUGUUACGGCACCACAUUCGAUACUUUCUUCUCUUGGUUCUGUUGCGGGAACCACUGAACCAUGGUUCAAUUCCAAGUCCUCUGGGGCUCCUCAAUUAACCAUUUUCUAUGCCGGUUCAGUGCAUGUGUAUGAUGAUAUCUCCCCUGAGAAGGCUCAGGCUAUUAUGUUCUUGGCGGGGAAUGGAUCUACCACUGCUUCUAACAUGGCACAACCAGGAGCUCAGGUUCAGGUCCCUGCUUCCAAACAAGCUGGUGGAGAUGGUGUUCUUGUCAACCAGCCUACUAAUACGACACUUAGCUCUGCUCUUUCAAGCCCCAUAUCUGUUUCUUCACAUCCAAUCGGUCACUCUGGUAGUGGGCCUACUACCAAUGAUGAAGUGAUGGCAGUUAAACCAACUGGGGGUUUGAGCAUUCCGAUUAACAAAGCAGACCCUCCAAAAAUAGUCACUUCUCUUGCUGCAACUACCAUGAUACCAUCAGCCGUUCCGCAGGCCCGCAAAGCAUCAUUGGCUCGGUUCCUCGAGAAGCGCAAAGAAAGAGCGAUGAACUCAGCGCCCUACAACCUCAACAUUAAAUCUUCAGAAUGUGCCACUCCAGGAUCCAAUGGUCUGACUUUCUCCCCAAGAACUGGUGUUUGCGCUGGCGCUGGUUCUUUCUCAACCGGCAUGGAGUGUAGCCAUGAUGUCUAAGAAGCCAAUUUCUGAUCUGGAAAUUAGUGCAAAAUGUAGUAAGGUAUAGAUGUAACCCAGUGGGUUUUGCUGUCCUUAUUUUAUUUUUGUAAACCCAACUUGUUAGACCUAAUUUUAACUUUUUUGCUUUAUAUGAAGUUCUAGUGUGUUAAUUCAUUGGUCUA
This is a messenger RNA of Camellia sinensis, 1562 nucleotides long. RefSeq names its product protein TIFY 6B. Gene Ontology annotation, cellular component: nucleus. The record is from RefSeq and is a predicted model, not a curated record. Gene Ontology annotation, biological process: regulation of jasmonic acid mediated signaling pathway; regulation of defense response; response to wounding. Lineage: Eukaryota; Viridiplantae; Streptophyta; Magnoliopsida; Ericales; Theaceae.